UUUUUUUCGUUUUAAAAGACUCCGAGCUCCCUCCUCUCUUGCUCUCUCCUCUUGCUUCUUGAUCAAACAAUUUUGUUGUCGCUAUUGAGGAGCCCUGGUCCCUUCGUCAAACGACCCCUUCACCCACUGGUCAUUCACUUUGAUACCCAAACUUCCAUCCCGUCUUCCGCUCCCGCAGCGUUGUCCUCCUGCUGUUGUUUGUUUGUUCGAGAACCCUGGAAACUUCGCCAGUUCACUUUCCGUCAUCAUUCCACAAACUAUCAAAAUGGCCGCCGCUACUCGCUCCGUCCGCAUGGCCUCGCGCCUCACCUUCUCCCGCCCUUCGGCUCUUUUUGCCCAGAAGGCCUCGGUUGCCCAACGCGCCGCCUUUUCGGUUUCCACUCGCAACCUCAAGUCUGAGGUCGUCAAGGAGACGGAGGUUCCCGUCUCUAUCUACUCUGGCGACGCAAAGGGAGCCGCCUCCUCCAACACUGGGGAUCAUUUCAGCAUUCCCGUAAAGCCUCGCCAGCAGGUUGCGGAGAGCGAGCCCGAUGACCACGUGCAGCCCUUGGAGGAUAAGGUCUAUCGUCAGAUGCCUCGCACUCUUCAAAAGAUGAGCGUCAUGGGCAAGGUUAUUAUCAUCACUGGUGGUGCCCGUGGUCUCGGUAACUACAUGGCUCGCGCUUGCGCUGAGGCUGGUGCCAAGGCCAUUGUUAUUUUCGAUGCCAACCAGGACCUCGGCGACGAGUCUGCUGCUGAGCUUCACCAGAAGACUGGCCUUCCCGUCUCAUUCUUCAAGGUAGAUGUUCGUGAUGGCAGCGCCAUCAACGCUGCCGUCCAGAACGUUGUUGACCUCUAUGGCGCUCCCGACGUCCUGGUUAACUCAGCCGGUAUCGCCGACUCGAACAUUCCUGCCGAGAAGUACGAUGCUGCCAUGUUCCGUCGUCUCAUUGACAUCAACCUCAACGGCUCUUUCCUGAUGUCCCAGGCCGUCGGCCGCGCCAUGAUGGCCGCUGGCAAGCCCGGCUCUAUCAUCCUUGUUGCCUCGAUGUCCGGCACCAUCGUCAACUACCCUCAGGAACAGUCGUGCUACAACGCCUCCAAGGCUGGUGUCAUCCAGCUCGGCAAGUCUCUUGCUGCCGAGUGGGCCAAGUACAACAUCCGUGUUAACUGCAUUUCCCCCGGUUACAUGGAUACCGCCCUGAACAAGGUCCCUGCCCUUGACGCCCAGAAGAAGAUCUGGAAGUCGCUAACUCCCCAGGAGCGUUUGGGUGCCGUUGACGACCUCAACGGCCUCUGCGUCUUCCUUGCGUCUGACGCUUCCAGCUUCAUGACCGGCUCCAAUGUCAUCAUUGACGGUGGCUACACCCUUUACUAAACUGGUCGCCUAUGAGAUAUUUGGUUUGGGGGAAUACCUUAGAGACGGACUGUUUUUUCGGCUUUGACACCCCAAGACUGAUCGUGCAUGGAACUUCGAGCUUCUGCACACAUAAAGGAGUCGCGGACGGAUUUCAGCUUUCACGGCAAAGGGACGACGCCUUUUUCUGAUUUUGGUGGAUCUUUCACCGUUGGCAUGGCGGCUUUUCUUUUCAUCUCUACUAGACGGACAACGGGGGUUUCUCGCUUUUGUUUCAGCGCAGCGGAUUUGGCUUGCUGAGAAUUUUCGAGACGAAAAGACACAGGAAAGACGGGAUGGCGUUUGGGGACAUGUAUCAAUGAUUUACCUUUUUUUUUCCCUUUUUUUUUUCUACGGCGAUGUCUCCUCGAGUUGCUCUGCUUUGCCUUUGACGCUCAAAGAAAGUCAUAACAAAAUAGGGGGUGAACGGGGAAAGGGCUUUUACAUAAUUGAAUCGAGCAUAGUCUCUUUCGAUGAGAGUUAAACAAUAUAAUUCUUGGCAUCAACAUUGAUGAUUGCUUAUUCA
Neurospora tetrasperma FGSC 2508 is the source of this 1901-nucleotide messenger RNA. RefSeq lists its product as uncharacterized. Lineage: Eukaryota; Fungi; Ascomycota; Sordariomycetes; Sordariales; Sordariaceae. Gene Ontology annotation, molecular function: oxidoreductase activity, acting on the CH-OH group of donors, NAD or NADP as acceptor. The transcript is spliced from 2 exons. The coding region runs from base 266 to 1357 and encodes 363 amino acids. The record is from RefSeq and is a predicted model, not a curated record.